Cololabis saira (Pacific saury) is the source of this 1377-nucleotide messenger RNA. RefSeq names its product 2,4-dienoyl CoA reductase 2, peroxisomal (gene decr2). Gene Ontology annotation, molecular function: 2,4-dienoyl-CoA reductase (NADPH) activity. The transcript has 10 exons. Gene Ontology annotation, biological process: fatty acid catabolic process. The coding region runs from base 169 to 1065 and encodes 298 amino acids. NCBI's taxonomy places the organism in Eukaryota, Metazoa, Chordata, Actinopteri, Beloniformes, Belonidae. The record is from RefSeq and is a predicted model, not a curated record.
GUGAAGGACGGCGAGGAAGCAAGCGUUCAAGGUUCAAGUCGGUCCUACCUCAACUCCGACAGAGCAAAAGCGAGCAGUAAAUUAAGCGACCCCUUGUCGGAUUCAGUUAACUUUGUCUACAAGUUUUACCACAGAAAGGUUGGACGACACCAGACAUUAUUUAUCAGCAUGGCAGAGGCACAAAGAAAUGAGGUGCCUGAAGACGUUGGUUCUGACGACUGCCUGACUUCUUACACCCACAUCUACGCUCCAGAUUUACUAAAAAACCAGGUUGCUUUCAUCACAGGAGGCGGAUCUGGUAUUGGACUCCGAAUAGCUGAGAUCUUCAUGAGGCAUGGCUGUGACACAGUGAUUGCCAGCAGAAACUUGGACAAGCUUAAAGAGGCAGCGAAAGCGCUGUCUGCCGUGUCUGGCCGGCGCUGCCUUCCCAUGUGCAUCGAUGUGAGGCAGCCUGACACCAUCGUAGCUGCUGUGGAGGAUACACUGAAAGAGUUUGGCCGUAUAGACAUCCUUAUCAACAAUGCUGCUGGAAACUUCCUUUGCCCUGCUUCCUCUCUGUCCUUCAAUGCUUUCAAGACAGUUCUGGAGAUAGACACCAUGGGUACAUUCAACACAAGCAAGGUGGUUUAUGAGAAGUGGUUCAAGGAACACGGUGGGAACAUAGUCAACAUCUCUGCAACGCUUGCAUACAGAGGGCAGGCUCUUCAGGUGCAUGCAGGCUCUGCAAAAGCAGCCAAUGAUGCCAUGACAAAGCACCUGGCUGUGGAGUGGGGGCCCAAUGGGGUGAGAGUUAAUGCUGUGGCUCCUGGUCCAAUCUCCGGUACAGAGGGCUUCCGUAGACUGGGUGGUUCUAGUGUAGAGGCUCUUGCUUCCUUCCACUCCAUUCCUUUGCAGCGAGCCGGCAACAAGACGGAGAUGGCCCACUGCACUCUAUUCCUGGCCAGCAGAGCAUCGUCCUACAUGACAGGAGCCAUCCUGGUGGCGGAUGGCGGAGCGUGGCUGACCUCACCCAAUGACUUCUCAACGCUGUUGGGUAUAGUGUCCUCUAAAUCUGCUAAGCUCUGAACAGGGGCUCUCCUGUCCUCUUCCUGACCCAGGUUAUUGGUCAUCUGAAAAGAAAAGGGACAAAUGAACAAGAAAAUUAGGUGCCUAUCUUUGGGCUUCCUCCUCUUGGAGAAUUGUAUUGGUUGAUGUCUGUAAUGUAGAACACUAACAUAGUGUACUUACUGUAUGAUAUCUGUUGAAUUAUUAGAUCAGAUGAACUAAUAAUUCAGAUUUUUUUCCCUCCCUUUCCAGUGAUUAGUAUUAUCAAGGAUUUUAUAUAAUGUCAAGUUUAAUAAUUGAGAUCUUUGUCUUUAUUUAAAUAAUAAAACUUUU